This is a messenger RNA of Laetiporus sulphureus 93-53, 1196 nucleotides long. RefSeq names its product NAD-P-binding protein. The record is from RefSeq and is a predicted model, not a curated record. Gene Ontology annotation, molecular function: oxidoreductase activity, acting on NAD(P)H, oxygen as acceptor. The coding region runs from base 74 to 1039 and encodes 321 amino acids. Lineage: Eukaryota; Fungi; Basidiomycota; Agaricomycetes; Polyporales; Laetiporaceae. Gene Ontology annotation, cellular component: intracellular anatomical structure. The transcript has 7 exons.
CCCGCUCCCCCUCUACGCUGUUUCCACUGUCUUAUCCUUUUGAAUCUUCUGGACGAGCACUUAGGACAAUAUAAUGACUCGCAGUCUCAGCGUCAACGGCUCUAGCCGUCGCCCCUCUCCACUUCGCCCGACAUCGUCUUUUGCACUCGAUACCCCAAUGUCGCCCACGGAUCGAGACGUCCACCCGGUCAUUCAUCCCGGCAGGGUCGCCGUAAUCACCGGCGCUGGCAGUGGGAUAGGGCGAGCUGCUGCAGUCGAACUCGCAAAGAUCGGUUUGAAGAUCGCCGUCGCGGACGUCAACGAGAAGCAGUUGCGCGAGACUGGAGACGAGGUUGCGAAGAUCAUCGGCGAGACGAACGUGCUCGUCGUCCCGACCGACGUGAGCAAGCUCGACGAGGUCGUUCGCCUUCGUGACAAAGUCUACGAGGCCUGGGGUGAGGUCGGUGUUCUCAUGAACAACGCCGGCAUCGGCCCACGGGGAACGUCCUGGGAGGGUCUUGAUGUCUGGCACAAGAUUUUCGACGUCAAUGUGUUUGGCGUGCUCAACGUCCAGCAGACGUUCGUGCCAUCCAUGAUAUACCAGGAGAACCCUGGCAUGGUCAUUAACACUGGCUCCAAGCAGGGCAUCACCAAUCCUCCGGGCAACGCAGCCUACAAUGCGUCCAAGGCCGCUGUCAAGUCCAUGACGGAAAGUCUAGCGCACGAACUGCGUAAUCAUCCGCACGCAAACCUGACCGCCCAUCUGUUCGUCCCCGGAUGGACAUGGACCGGCAUGACAGGUGCCGCUGAGGCUGCAGAGAAGCCUGCCGGCGCUUGGACCGCGCAGGAGACGGUGCUCUACAUGCUCGACAAAGUGCGCCAGGGCAAGUUCUAUGUCCUCGUGCCGGACAACGAGACGCGUCGGGAGGUCGACCAGCUGCGCAUCCUCUGGUCUACCGGCGACAUCGUCGAGGGCCGCCCCGCGCUCAGCAGAUGGCACAAAGAUUACAAGGCGCUCUUUGAAGAAUACCUUCGCGAGGGUCUUGCGCAGUUGGAGUAGAUGCCACACAGUGGCAAACGGUGAAGAAGAAAGAAAUCUGAUGUGUACUCCUAGAUCUGAGGCGCUUCAGAUGCUGCUGUCGCCUUGAAGAAAUAUGCUUUGUAUGGACACUACAUGUAGUGUGAUUCGUUCAAAAGACUUGCUUGUCGGGACGUCA